AUGGCUCCAGCUUCGAACGAAGAACAAUUCAAGUUCCUGAUCAGUUGUAUCCGCUACAGUAACAAUGGCAAGGUUGACUUUGGUCAAGUUGCAAGAGAGUGUAAGAUCGUCAGUAAGGGCGCGGCCGCCAAGCGUUAUGAGCGAAUGAUGAGAGCUCACGGAAUCGCUCCCAAUGCCGCUACGAUCAAGCCUCCUCCUUCCCGAAGCAUGAAAGCCGAACGUCGAGAGUCCUCUACAACCUCCUCUACCUCCCUCAAGAAACGCAAAGCCGAUGCCUUUCUCGAAGAUACCACACCAGUUGAUGAUGAAGAGACAUUUGGAAGCAUCAAGCCUGAUCCCGUCAACAUGAAGGAGCAAUUCAUCGUCAAGGAGGAAGCAGAGGGACAAUCUAUGGCACAAGGACAAUUGAGCAUCGAUCAGGCUGCCAACCUCAUGCAAUACUACGAUACUCCGGCCACAUAUGCCGGCUCGGGAUUGAGUGCUCAGAGCAACUAUGGUGGCAAUGGCAAUGGCUAUGGAAGCUCUGGUGGCUAUACUGGUUCUUUGAAUCCAACAUACGCUAUGCAGAGCCAGCCUUCGUACGAUUUCUCUACACCUUACAAUGCAGGCGGUAUGAACAGUGUCCCGAGGAGCGAGAAUCAAGGACUCAGCUAUCAACCCUUGGUGCCUUAUCAAGGAGAUGACCAAGGCCGUUCAGACAGCCCAGUCAUCGUGGAGUAG
Mollisia scopiformis is the source of this 720-nucleotide messenger RNA. RefSeq lists its product as uncharacterized. NCBI's taxonomy places the organism in Eukaryota, Fungi, Ascomycota, Leotiomycetes, Helotiales, Mollisiaceae. Bases 1 to 720 code for a protein of 239 amino acids. The record is from RefSeq and is a predicted model, not a curated record. The transcript is spliced from 3 exons.